Topomyia yanbarensis is the source of this 2048-nucleotide messenger RNA. Its product is annotated as ornithine decarboxylase 1-like. The coding region runs from base 536 to 1834 and encodes 432 amino acids. The record is from RefSeq and is a predicted model, not a curated record. Lineage: Eukaryota; Metazoa; Arthropoda; Insecta; Diptera; Culicidae. The transcript has 4 exons. Gene Ontology annotation, molecular function: ornithine decarboxylase activity. Gene Ontology annotation, cellular component: cytoplasm.
CAAUCAGUUUCAAACGUCAGUUUGCGUGCCAUAUUUGUCUGUUCUGGGUAUUUUCGCCUGAAAUUACCUAAAAAGUGAGAAAAGUGCCAAGCGUGCAAAGUGUAAACCAAUAUCGUUCUUGAACUUUGAAUCAUUGUUUAAAUCUCGUACCUUGAAAAUAAGCUUAUUGUAUGGUGACACAUAAAAGAAUUAAGUGAUUUCCCCAUAAGCUUCAUAAUUAUUUCUUAUUGACGUAAAAUUUCGAGAAUUUCACUACAGGACAUAAUCAAAGGUCAGUUAGCCCUUCUAUCGGGCUCUGACCAUAGCUGCAAGCUUGACAUCGGACUGAUAAACUUCCGCGGCAAACCGCCCUGGUGACACGAGCUUUCGUUGGCUAAACGCCACAGGCUGCCUCUUCGCUUUUAUUGAAAUAUUUGAAAUUACAAUACACGGACCUGCACGCUCUUUCGGUUUACGAUUUCUGAAUUCCGUUUGAACCACUCGAAAACAAGCAUUCCAAGUUUAUAUUUCUAAACAAACAAAAAAAAAAGACAAGAUGAAAUUCUUUGAGCGCGACAACGAACGUAUCCAGAUCUUGGAUGGACCGGUUAACGUGCCGGUGCUGAUCAACCAGCUGACCAAUCAGCUGUCCACCGAGGAGCCCUUCUACGUGAUGGACAUCGGUGAGAUUGUCCGCAAGCACCAGAACUGGAUCGAGAAGAUGCCCCGCGUUGUGCCGCAUUAUGCCGUCAAGUGUAACGACAACGACGUGGUUUGCGCAACGCUGGCCGCUCUUGGCGCUAGCUUCGAUUGUGCUUCCAAGGGGGAAAUAUCCAAGAUUCUUGGACUUGGUGUCAGUCCGGAUCGCAUCAUCUUUGCGAACCCGAUGAAACCGAACUCCCAUCUGCGCUAUGCCGACGCCAACAACGUUAAAACGAUGACCUUCGAUAGUGACACCGAGCUGCACAAGAUCAGAAAGAUCAGCCCGGAUGCUAAACUAGUGCUGCGUAUCCGCUGCGAAGCGGAGAAAGCUCUUUGUCCAUUGGGUAAGAAAUUCGGUUGCGAUCCGGUGGAGGAAGCUCCACGCCUUAUUAAGAUCGCACGCAGUCUCGAUUUGGAACUGGUCGGCAUCAGUUUCCACGUCGGGUCGGGCUGUGCUGACUUCCCGAUCUACUACAAGGCCAUCUCUUAUGCCCGAGAUCUGUUCGAUUACGCCAGAACAUGCGGAUAUGAAAUGAAUUUGCUGGAUGUUGGUGGUGGUUUCCCCGGUGAUAAGGGAACAACAAUCGACGAAGUUGCGCCGAUCAUCAACAGUGCUUUAGACCAAUUCUUCCCAGAUAAAUCAAUUCGCGUGAUUUCCGAACCCGGUCGGUACUACGUCUCAGCGGCAUUUACACUAGUAACUGCUGUACAGUCCAAACGUGUAUGCCUGGAUUUCCAAACGGGUUCAAUCGACCGUAUGAUGUACUACCUAAACGAUGGAGUUUAUGCGUCGUUCAACUGCAUUUUAUACGAUCAUCAAGUGCCCAAGCCAAUGCUGCUCGGACAAAACAAUGGAAAGGUAUACAAUAGCACCGUAUGGGGACCAACAUGUGAUGCACUGGAUCAACUUAUUGAAAACAUUCGCAUGCCAGAACUACAGAUCGACGAUUGGGUUCUGUUCGAAAACAUGGGAGCCUACACGAUUCCGGUGGCUAGUCCAUUCAAUGGAUUUCCACUGCCGAAGAUCUACUGCUAUAUUAACAAGGACACAUGGGAGAUGCUGAACGACUUAUGCCCCAUAACUGAUGGUACUUUCUGCAACCCGUCCGGAAAUGAACUAAUGAUCAACUACGAAGAUGUCGCUUGUGCCUGAAAACAAAAACCACCCAAGGUGAACCAAUUGGGAACCUCAAAAUUGAUUCUUUCAAUUUUUUUAUUGAUAAACUAUUUUAUCUCAUCAAAAUCAACGUGCACGUUUUAAGUUCAUCGUAACUAUAUACUGUUGUAUUUCAAACAAUUCAAUAAGCGAAGAGGCAGCCUGCAACUGCUCUUAAUAUUAGGUAAUAAAGUAUUAUUAGAUAAACACA